UUAAAGGUCCGUGAGCACAAGGUUGUAUUUAGUUAAAUAUGCAUUGGAAUCAAAUUUAUUGCUCAUUCAUCUCUGUGUAAACAGAGUAGCCUAUUCCCUCUGUUGAUCAUGGUUGAAAUUUGUUGGUAUAAAAGUCGGGUAUAUGCACAGGAUCCAUAACGGCACACAAAAUGAGGUUUGGUGUAAAUGUACUUUGUGGGGUACUAUUUUUCAGUAUUGCAGUUUUGACAAGUUCUUAUCCAUUAGAUGAAAAUGUUGACAGGCGUAUACAGUCUCUUCUCGAUGCGUUAGUACAGAGAAAGAAUGCACAUGUGCAGGUUGCAAAAGAAGUACUAUUACCAGGCAAGGUUGCAGUUAGAACCGAAGGGAAGAGGGGAAAAGAUAUUUUUCAAAAUGAGACAAUUGAUCCAGAUUCAGAGAACAUGCCACUUCUUAGCAGUUUCCAAGUCAUAAAGCAUAAUAAAAAAUAUAAGCCAAAUAAUUUGCAUCCUGAAAAUAGCACGACUUUUUUGGCCAGACAAGCUGAAAUCCUUCGAAUGACCCACGGGCAAAAAGUGGAACGUGGAUUGGAGGCAGAAGAGUCAGGAGAUGAACGUGGUAUAUCAAAGAAAAGCCUAACAACGUUGAAUCAGUUGUGGCCAAAGAAAAUAGUACCAUAUAAAAUAGAAGACACACUUGUAAUGCCUGAAGGUAAAGAACUCUUAGAUAAAGGCAUAGCAAUGUUCAACAGACUUACCUGCGUACAAUGGUUACCGCAUACCCAAUCUCUUGAAGAUUUUGUUGGACACAAGACUUAUGUUGCUGUAAUGAGUGACAAUGAAUGGUGCUGGGCAUCCGAUUUAGGUAGAACUACACAAGAAAAGCAGAAACUUAGUAUGUCUGGUGAAUGUUUAGAGUUCUCAACAAUACUACAUGAGAUGUUUCAUGUAAUGGGGGCGGAGCAUGAACAGUGUAGAUCAGAUAGAGAUUAUCAUGUCAAAGUCACGACUGGAGCUGACAAAGCUAACUUUGGAAAGUGGCCUACGCGAAAUUCAAAUCCAUAUGAUUAUGAAUCCAUCAUGCAUUAUCCAGAGUCGGGUCCUUUGACUGUCUUAAAUGAAGAACUUGCAUUUCUAACACACAGCAACGAUAAACUAUCAUUCUACGAUAUUGCUGAUAUAACAGAUACGUAUAAAUGUGCAGAAGAUUGUGUUAAUCCUCCAGAAUGUAUCAACGGUGGAUUUGUUUACUCUGAAUGCGAAUGUUACUGUCCCUAUGGAUUGACUGGUCAAUUUUGUGAGCAGGUUACAAGUGAUGAUUGUGGUGGAAUAAUCGAUCUGACUCCAGGGAAUGAUUACACCAUAACAAGUCCAAAUUUUCCAAAUAAUUAUGACGCUGGUAAACAAUGUGUUUGGCUGUUAAGGGCUCCAGAAGAUUAUCGUGUCAGAGUUGAUGUAGAUUUCCUCCAUUUACCGUAUAACGAUGAUCUUAAAAUAUGCUACCAUUGGUUGCAAGUCCGAUAUAAUUUAGUCGGUCAAACUGGAAUUAGAAAAUGCGGUGAUUCAACCGGGGAUACUUGGGUAACAACACCUUGGGGAGAGAAGAACUUGAUGCUACUUAUAUUUGAUAGCGUGGUUGGUCAAGGACAUUCUCCAGAAAAGGGAUUUUCUUUAAGGGCAAGAACUGUCAAGGACGGAUGUUCAGCAGACCCAUGUAUAUAUGGUACAUGUGGGGACUGUGAUGAUGGCUCAUUUAAAUGUAAAUGUUUUCCUGGAUUCGAAGGCCAACAUUGUGAAUUCGUUGAUGUUUCAACACCAUUAGAAUGUACAUUUGAAAAACAUUACAAAUGUUUUAUGAAGAAUGUUGAUAAUGAUGACUUUGAUUGGAGCGAAAAGAUGGGUCCAACUGUAACCAAACUUACUGGUCCAGACAAGGCAAUUAGUGGUGACUUAUAUUUGUAUGCCGAGUCUUCAAGCCCAAGGCAGCCAGGAGACAAAGCUAUUUUUGAAUCAGAUGUUACAUUUCCAGCUGAAGAUCGUUGCUUGGAGUUUUAUUUCAACAUGUUUGGUUCUGGUAUGGGAACAUUAACUGUAAAGUCAUUGGAGAAUGUAUUGUGGACGAAGACUGGAAACCAAGGAUUCGGUUGGCAUAAAGCCACAAUACAUAUACCUAGUACAGAUAAUCUCAAGCUAAGGAUUGAGGCAACCCGUGGCAGUGACUAUGAAAGUGACAUUGCUAUUGAUGAUAUCAAGCUUUCACCAGGAAUGUGCGAAACUCCGCCAAAAUCUGAUUGCUUAUCUUCACCAAAGGGUACCGAUUACAAAGGCAUGGUUAGUGUUACCACUAACGGAAAAACUUGCCAGAGGUGGGAUUCAAACUCACCGUGGUCACACGAGUAUCACGUGUAUGAUGAAUACGAAAAUUAUUGUCGCAAUGACCUACAUGAUUCGGAUGCACCUUGGUGUUACACCACUGAUGCUCAAGUUACAUGGGAAUUAUGUGAUAUACCUCAUUGUCAUAUUGAAGAAUGUGUUCGAUCAAUGAAUGGAUAUGACUACUUAGGCACUAAAGACACAACUGUACGUGGUUAUACGUGUGAACCUAACAAAGAUGGAGUAAGGGCAUGUAGAGGGUCAUUCGAUUACGAUUUUCCAUGGUGUUUUAUUGAUCAGAAUGGAAAUUGGGAUUCUUGUGAUAUACCACAAUGCACUACACCUUCAGCAGAAUGUUUACAAACACCAAAAGGAAUAGACUAUUUCGGAAGUACUGCUGUCACAGACACAGGCAGGACAUGUCAAAGAUGGGAUAAACAAGAACCACAUCAACAUAAAUUUUGGGCUUUGGUAGAUCAGGAAAAUUAUUGUCGCAAUCCAGAUGGGGAUAGUCGGCCUUGGUGUUUUACUACGGAUCCAGAUAGGGAAUUUGAAUACUGUAAAAUUGCAUACUGUGAUGAACUAGCGUGUUCCAGCAAUCCUUGUGAACACGGUGGAACAUGUACAGACACAGAAGAUGGUGGAUUCAAUUGUCAGUGUCGAUCUGGAUACAUAGGGGCAAACUGUGAAUCACGAUCAGCAGAUGAUGACUGUAAAAGAUCGAAGAUUGGUUAUGAAUACAACGGAAAAAUUCAUGAAACCAAAAACAAGUUUACUUGUCAAGAAUGGGCCAAAGAUGAUCCACAUUCACAUCGAUUUAAUAACUUACCUGAAAAUUAUUGCCGAAACCCAGACCAAGAUGUCGAGCCAUGGUGUUUCACCACAGACCCAAAUAAAGUAUUUGAUUUCUGCGAUAUACCUUUCUGCACUACUCCCGCCAAAGAAUGUCUUGAAACAGAUAAUGGGAUUUCUUAUUUCGGAACUAUGAAGCACACAAAAGAUGGCACAGCAUGUCAGAAUUGGAGUGCUCAGACACCUCACAGCCACAAAUAUGUUUAUUUAGAGGAUCAAGGAAAUAACUGUAGAAAUCCCGAUCAAGAUGAAAACGGUCCAUGGUGUUAUACCACUGAUCCCGAUAUUCAAUGGCAAUCAUGUGACAUUCCACAUUGCUGAUUGUAGAUGUUCUAUUUUCAAAAAAUAUAUCUCCAUUUAUAACCAACAACCCUUUCCCUUUUGAAACAAUUUUAAAAUAAAACAGAAUUCGUCCGCUAUGGCUGUUCGUGUAUCUUUAUAUAGGCUUACAAGAUAUUUACGAACCAUUAUUGGUGUACACGUUAACUGCCUGAUGAUGUGAAUAAAUGGACACUAUUCUGUUCACACUUAUGCAAAUUAACUGAUCAGAGGAAAUAAAUGAAAUAGCUUUCUUCAAUAUGCUCAUAGUAUCGGAGUGGGUACCAUUUGUGAGUCCACCUGAAUAUCUAGUUAAUAUCACUUUAAAUGGCUACCUUUUGUAUCAAAUGUUUAUUUACUGAAUAUGUAUAGUACAAUGUGUAUUUACAUGUAGUUGUUCUAGCACACAUUGAGGAUAUUAUUCUGCAAUCAAAUUUAUUUAUUUAUUUUGUAAUAUUAACAUUAAUAUUUAUUUGAUGUGUAUAAUAUAUUACUGUAUCGCAUAAUAAACAAUAUUUUUUUAUUGAAAUAAUGAGUUAUUAACAUUCUCAGUCGCUUUCAAGUUUUCAAGUCAGAGCAAUUUAAAGAGGUCAAUUCAAUAUAAUAAUCGGUGCAAAAUUGGGAAGAAAAAAAACUGUUUUUGUCUUCCAUACAGGACAAAAUCAAUUUUUAGAGCAUAAAAUAACAAAUUAAAAACGUCAUUUUCUGUUAAAAUUGGUGGCUAUUUCGGUCCUUAUGGGAAUUCGCCUUUGAAAGACAAUUUCAACCCAAUGUCUUGGGGUUAUUAUGGAAACAAACAUAAAGUGAAACGAUACACAUUGUAGGCAGGACAAGAUCUACAACAAAGUCAUAAUCCCAAUCUCUCUUCAAUUGACUUAUUAUAUGAGUGUAAUUCCCUGAAAAACUAUUUUAUCCAUAUUAAUUUGGAUAGUGGGGGGAACAGAAAAAAUAUCCAAAUUAACUGCAGGACUACAUCUA
Messenger RNA from Mytilus trossulus (common blue mussel), 4499 nucleotides. RefSeq lists its product as uncharacterized. The coding region runs from base 171 to 3524 and encodes 1117 amino acids. Gene Ontology annotation, molecular function: zinc ion binding; calcium ion binding; metalloendopeptidase activity. The record is from RefSeq and is a predicted model, not a curated record. The transcript has 25 exons. Gene Ontology annotation, cellular component: membrane. NCBI's taxonomy places the organism in Eukaryota, Metazoa, Mollusca, Bivalvia, Mytilida, Mytilidae. Gene Ontology annotation, biological process: proteolysis.